AUGACGCUAAGCCUCUUAGAAGACUGGUGUAGGGGGAUGGAUGUAAACCCGCGGAAAACGCUGUUGAUUGCCGACAUCCCCCAGACCUGUAGGGCAGAAAUUGAGGAGGCUCUGCGAUCUGGUUUUGCUCCCUUGAGCGAGUACCGACUGCUCGGGAGGAUGUUCCAGAGGGAAGAGAACAGGAAUGCAACCUUAAUAGGAUUAACUGAGAAGACGAGUCAUGCUCUGGUCCCUAAAGAGAUACCCGGAAGCGGGGGUGCCUGGAGAGUGAUCUUUAAGACCCCUGACCCAGACAAUGAAUUUUUAAGCAGGUUACAUGAAUUCCUAGAGGGAGAGGGCGUGACAUUGGGUGAGUUUACCAGAGUUCUUGGGUAUGGAAACGACCUUUUUGACCUAGAUCAGGACAUGAUCCCAGAAGUGCGGGCCCCUGUGUUGUCACAGGCAUUAGAUGAGGCUCUUCAGCCUGACCUGCAACACCUGGAAUACAAAAAGCUGAGAGUAUUCUCAGGCAGUGAUCCUCCAGAGCCAGAAGAAGAAGAGUUUGAAUCCUGGCUGUUUCAUGCCACUCAAAUGAUGAAGACAUGGCAGGUGUCAGAUGCCGAAAAAAGAAGGCGAUUGCUAGAGAGCCUUAGAGGCCCGGCAUCUGAUAUCAUUCGCGUCCUCAAGAUAAACAGUCCUUUAAUUACAGUCCCUGAAUGCCUGCAUGCUCUGGAGCAGGUAUUUGGGGUUACCGAUAAUCCUAGGGUGUUGCAGGUCAAAUAUCUGACCACUUACCAGAAGGAUGAAAAAAAAUUGUCUGCGUAUGUACUAAGGCUGGAGCCUUCACUACAGAAACUGGUAGAGAGAGGAGCAGUUGAGCAAGAAGUUGUGAAUCAGGCCCGCCUGGAGCAAGCCAUUGCUGGAGCACCGCGCAGGAAGUUUGCUCUGUCAGAGGAUGGCUCAGCCCCUGGCUUAUUGCAGUUACUGACACUAAUAAAGGAUGAAGAGGCAGCUGAGGAGGAGGCGGCCCUCCUCCAGGCAGGAUUAGAGGGGCAUUUCACCUGGAUCUUGGGAAAUCAGGAAAGGCUCUAUGGCAGUGAGCAGAGCAUAAGGUAGAACAGUCUGUAUGCUCAGUGACAGACAUUAACCAAUCCCUGUCUUGUGUUGCCAAGUAACUCAUUUUUGUGCAGUUCUCAGUAUAAUCCUUUGUCAUUUCUGUGCCCAUUUAAUGUCUCCUAAAUGUGUCAUUGACUAGAAGGAUGUAGUUCUGCACUGGUAUUUAUAUAUUUAAAUUCACCCUGUGAAUUUUUUUUAUCACACACAGUUGUACAAAGAGUCUCAUCAUUACGCACAUGUGAUACUCUGAGAGGACAGCCAAGGCUCAGGUGCACAUGGUGAUCCGAUCUCGUUCAGAUGUCAGCUUGUAUGAUAAUAGGUGCAAGUGUAGCUGUCAGAUGUGAUAAUGUGUCAUAGAUAGUUUUGGGCUGUGUACGGCCCUACAUUAAUCAUGAAGAUCGUGAGCAGUGGUUAAGAGGUCAUUUUCUGUGUGAAUCGGAAUUUUAUUGAUUCUAUGCCAUCAAAACAAGAGACAGAAUUAAAUGCUGCAGUUGGUCAGUUUGCAGCUUCUACCUCUAACCCCAGAUUUCUGAUGUGUGUCUCAAAGCAUCUAGUUCUGAAUAUCAUUUUAAUAGGUUACAAAAUUAUAGAUGUGAACUUAUAAAAUAAAGAAGUGUGAAUAAAAUGACCUUUUUACCCAGUUUGUUUGUAUCAAGUUUCCAAGGGAGAUUUCACUUGAACAAAGGGUUCCAAAAGCAUGAAUCUGAAAACCACUGAAUUGCACAGUCUUAGUCCCUUGGACACUUUCCUCCUGGAGCCCAGGUGGGUAGGGAGUAGUUUUCUAAGUGAGAGUGCUGGCAGGACCUUCUCCUGAAGUACAAUAGAAUGAAAUGAGACUGUGUAAAUUAGUGCAAGUAGCAGGUUCAAAGGCAUCAGGGCGUUGAAUCUGGAGGGUGAAAAGAAAGACAGGAACAUUGCAUACCUCUGCACGGCAGACUGGACUAAAUGUUCCAUGUGCUUCCUCACUUAAUCCUCUUAAAAAUCCUGCAAUAUAAAAACAGCUAGUUUCAGAAUUCUGUCAUCUGCCUUACUGCAAGGUCAAUGUUCUUUCCAUUGCUAAGAAAGAGAAGCAGUCCUAAGGUGUCUGGACCCAGCCUCACAAGGGAAGCAGGGCAGAUUGUUAACAACAUUUAAUAAAUGAACUAUUAGUAUGCGUUAGUGUGGACUACAUCUUAAUCACUACUGCAAACUGGACACUAAGAAGUGGGGAGUAUGAGAACCUGUAAGACCCACAGGCAGCAGGGAGGGUGGACAUGGGUUAGUGAUUUGGUCUCUUAAAAAAAAAAAAAGAAUGAAAGCAUGAAGAAAAAAUGAAA
Molecule: messenger RNA, 2411 nt
Organism: Orcinus orca (killer whale)
Lineage: Eukaryota; Metazoa; Chordata; Mammalia; Artiodactyla; Delphinidae
Gene: MOAP1
Product: modulator of apoptosis 1
Biological process (GO): regulation of apoptotic process
Source: RefSeq, a predicted model, not a curated record